GAUGGUGCGGCUCGGGGCCGGCGGUUGCUGAGCGGACCCGGACGCAGCUGGACCCGAGCUCCCCGCUCCGGCGCCCGCUGCGGGGUCGCAGCCAUGUCGCUGCUGCAGUCUGCGUUGGACUUCCUGGCAGGCCCGGGCUCUUUGGGCGGCGCUGCCGGCCGCGACCAGACGGACUUCGUGGGGCAGACGGUGGAGCUGGGCGAGCUGCGGCUGCGGGUGCGGCGAGUCCUGGCCGAGGGAGGGUUUGCAUUUGUAUACGAAGCUCAAGAUCUGGGAAGUGGCAGAGAGUAUGCCUUAAAGAGAUUAUUGUCUAACGAAGAGGAAAAGAACAGAGCCAUCAUUCAGGAAGUUUGUUUCAUGAAAAAACUUUCUGGCCACCCCAAUAUUGUCCAGUUUUGUUCUGCAGCGUCCAUAGGGAAAGAGGAGUCAGACACUGGGCAGGCUGAGUUCCUGCUGCUCACCGAGCUCUGCAAAGGGCAGCUGGUGGAAUUUUUAAAGAAAAUGGAACCUAGAGGCCCGCUCUCGUGCGACACCGUCCUGAAGAUAUUCUAUCAGACGUGCAGGGCGGUGCAGCACAUGCACAGACAGAAGCCGCCCAUCAUCCACCGAGACCUCAAGGUGGAAAACUUGUUGCUCAGUAACCAGGGGACCAUCAAGCUCUGUGACUUUGGCAGUGCCACGACCAUUUUGCAUUACCCUGACUACAGCUGGAGCGCCCAGCGGCGGGCCCUGGUAGAAGAUGAGAUCACCAGGAACACCACACCCAUGUACAGGACGCCAGAAAUCGUGGACUUGUACUCGAACUUCCCGAUCGGCGAGAAGCAGGACAUCUGGGCCCUGGGCUGCAUCUUAUACCUGCUGUGCUUCCGGCAGCAUCCUUUUGAAGACGGAGCAAAACUUCGAAUAGUCAACGGGAAGUUCUCGAUCCCCCCUAAUGACACCCGGUACUCCGUGUUCCACGACCUCAUCCGUGCCACGCUGAAGGUCAACCCCGAGGAGCGGCUGUCCAUCACAGAACUGGUCAACCAGCUCCAGGAGAUUGCGGCCGCCAGGAAUGUGAACCCCAAGUCUCCCAUCACUGAGCUCCUAGAGCAGAAUGGAGGCUAUGGGAACCCUGUCCCGCCCCGAGGGCCACCUCCUCCUGGGGGCUCCAGCAGUGGUGGCUACGGCGGAGGCCUGGCACUUGCCGAGUACGACCAGCCCUACGGUGGGCUCCUGGACAUCCUGCGGGGGGGCACCGAGCGCCUCUUCACAAACAUCAAGGACACCUCCUCCAAGGUCAUCCAGUCCGUUGCCAAUUAUGCGAAGGGAGAUUUGGACAUAUCUUACAUCACAUCCAGAAUUGCUGUGAUGUCAUUCCCAGCGGAAGGCGUGGAGUCGGCUAUCAAGAAUAACAUAGAAGACGUACGGUUGUUUCUGGACUCCAAGCACCCAGGACACUAUGCGGUCUACAACCUGUCCCCGAGAACGUAUCGGUCCUCCAAGUUUCAUAACCGGGUCUCCGAGUGUGGCUGGGUGGCCAGGCGGGCCCCAAACCUUCACAGCCUGUACGGCGUUUGCAGGAACAUGCAUUCGUGGCUACGGCAAGACCACAAGAAUGUCUGUGUUGUGCACUGCGUGGACGGGAGAGCCGCGUCUGCGGUGGCCGUCUGCUCCUUCCUGUGCUUCUGCCGGCUCUUCAGCACUGCGGAGGCUGCCGUGUACAUGUUCAGUAUGAAGCGCUGCCCGCCGGGCAUCUGGCCGUCCCACAAAAGGUACAUCGAAUACGUGUGUGACAUGGUGGCAGAGGAGCCCGUCACGCCCCACAGCAAGCCGAUCCUGGUGAAAGCCGUGGUCAUGACGCCAGUGCCGCUGUUCAGCAAGCAGAGGAACGGCUGCAGGCCCUUCUGCGAGGUCUACGUGGGGGACGAGCGCGUGGCCACCACAUCUCAGGAGUAUGACAAGAUGAGGGAUUUCAAAAUCGAGGAUGGCAAAGCAGUCAUUCCCCUGGGCAUAACCGUGCAAGGGGACGUGCUUAUUAUCAUUUACCACGCCAGGUCCACCCUGGGAGGAAGACUGCAGGCCAAGGUGGCAUCCAUGAAGAUGUUCCAGGUCCAGUUCCACACGGGCUUUGUGCCUCGGAAUGCAACUACUGUGAAAUUUGCAAAGUAUGACCUGGAUGCGUGUGACAUUCAGGAGAAAUACCCGGAUUUAUUCCAAGUGAACCUGGAGGUGGAGGUAGAGCCCAGAGACAGGCCCAGCCGGGAGGCCCCACCCUGGGAGAGCACCGGCAUGAGGGGGCUGAACCCCAAAAUCCUGUUUUCCAGCCGGGAGGAGCAGCAAGACAUUCUGUCUAAAUUUGGGAAGCCAGAGCUCCCCAGGCAGCCCGGCUCCACCACUCAGUACGACGCUGAGGCGGGGUCUCUGGAAGCCGCGCCCGUGGAGUCUGAGUCCCCGCAGAGCAGCUGCAUGGAGUCCAGCCGCUUUCUCCACACGCUGCAUUGGCACGAGGAGAGAGACACAGAGACGGGCCCCGAAGCUCACUUUGCCAAGGAGAGCGCGUCAGCCCCAGCCGAGGACGCAGGUGGGAGUGAGCCUUCCGACGAGGACGCGGCGACACUCUCAGCCGAGAGCAGGGACGCGGCUGACGAGGACACGCCAGGCCCAGCAGCGAGGGCGCAAGAGCGAGAGUUGAUUUUUGAUGCGGCCACGCCGCAGGAGCCCACGCUGCAGGACAGUGUCGACCUCCUGGGGCUGAACUCCGAGGCAGGGCUGGCACCCCCCAUGCAGGCCUGCGGGGCAGCCCCCAGUACCGCCGACCUGCUCAGCCGCCUCCUGGGAGCCCCUGACACGGCUCCAGAGGUCCCCCGCGGAGAUCUGCUGGGUGGCGAGGCCCCCCUGCUCUUCGCAAGCCCGGCCGCUUCCUUGAGCUCACAGAGCCCGCCCCGUGAAGGGCCAGCUGCAGCUGCCGACCCGUUUGACCCUCUCCUGCUGCCGUCUGGUCCAGACACCCAGCCCUGCUCCAAGCCUGACCUCUUCGGUGAAUUUCUUAAUUCAGAAUCUCCUGCCGCCGCCCCCGCACCCUUCCCCUCCACCCACAGCGCCCCACCCCCAGCCUGCAGCACCGACUUCCUGCACUUGGGGGAUCUACCGGCAGAGCCCGGCAAGAUGGCGGCCUCCACCAGCCACCCAGAUCUGCUAGGAGGGUGGGAGGCCUGGGCCGAGGUGCCGGCCCCCGCACCCGCUGCGGAAGGUCCCUUCUUCUCUCCAGGAGGCCAGCCUGCCGCCCCCGGCCCCCCAGCCAGCUGGACCAAGUCUCAGAGCCUGGACCCGUUUGCAGACCUCGGUGACCUCAGUUCUGGCCUCCAAGGCUCACCUGCUGGAUUUGCUCCUGGGGGUUUCGGCCCCAAAACAGCCCCUCCUCCCACGGGUGGCAGCUCCUGGCAGCAGACAAAUCGGCCCCCGGCCCAGGGCACCCCGCGGCCCCCCCAGUCCAAGCCACCCCCCAAAGCCUGUGCACAGCCAAGGCCUAACUAUGCCGCCAACCUGAGUGUGAUCGGCAGCCGAGAGGAGAGGGGGGUCCGCGCCCCCAGCUUCGGUCAGAAGCCGAGAGUGUCGGAGAGUGACUUUGAGGACCUGCUGUCCGACCAGGGCUUCUCCUCCAAGGCCGACAGGAAGGGGCCGAGGACCAUGGCCGAGAUGCGGAGGCAGGAGCAGGCGAGGGAUGCGGACCCCCUCAAGCUGAAGCUCCUGGAGUGGACCGAGGGCAAGGAGAGGAACAUCCGUGCCCUGCUCUCCACCCUGCACACUGUGCUGUGGGAUGGCGAGAGCCGCUGGACACCCGUGGGCAUGGCCGACCUGGUGACCGCUGGGCAGGUGAAGAAACAUUACCGCCGCGCGGCGCUGGUGGUGCAUCCGGACAAGGCCGCGGGGCAGCCUUACGAGCAGUACGCCAAGAUGAUCUUCAUGGAGCUGAACGACGCGUGGGCCGAGUUCGAGAGCCAGGGCUCCCGGCCCCUCUUCUAAGCCGGUCGUGGUCGAGGCCGUGUGUGUGGCUCACGGAGCCUGAAGCUGCUGCGCUCAACCCCCGGGGGCCCGUCCGUGGCCGUCACGGCGUGGGCUAGUGUGGCCACCCCGGAUCGCUGUGCCCACUGUCCUCGGUGGACUCGACAGACGCCGCUCCCCGGCAUGAGAAGAAAGAGCGUUCCAAAGCCUCUGAUUUUCCUUUUCUUUUUCUGGUCCCAAAGGAAAUGUUGAUUACGCGCCCCCCGUAACUGUCACGGUUUGUGAUUCCUUUCAUUUUGUCCAGUGGCCAAGGCCUCUGCCCGCGGUAGAGUGCGCUGCUCAGCUGUCCUGCCCUGAACCCCGUGCGCGAACACUCCUUCUGUGUGUGAUCAGCCUGGCGGCCGCCUGUACACAAUUAAACUAUUUUCCGAUGACGCUUGUCUUGGUGCCGUGUGACCUUCUCUGGGCAGUGGUGCCAUCAUCAGGCUGGUCUCGGCCCUGCCCACGGAGAUGAGCACAGGAACCCGCCGGCGAACAGCGGACUCGGGCCUCUGUGGGCCUCCGGGCAGCGUGGCUCUGGGUCUAGGGGUCGGCCCUCACCGUGAGCACUGGACAGGCCCCACGGUCACUGCGCAUGGGCAGAACAGAACGAUGCUGGCCCAAGUCCACGUCCCACCAGGUCCCUCCUCCGCAGAGGGGGGCAGACACGGGCUCUUCGGAUGCUGCUGUUGAGGAAAUUCAAAGCAAGAGCUUUCUUUGAUGAGAAGCCUGUUGAGGUGCCGGCUGUCCGGUCCUGCAUGGUCACUCUGUAUGCGGGCUUGGGGGGGCACCUGUCAGCACGAAGCUUUGGUCAGAAGUGAUGUUACAAGCUCCCAGGGUCAUCCUGCUCCUGUCCUGGGCUGGCCUGGGCCGAAGCUGCCACGCAGUCUGGUCAGCGCUGCAGGCCUCAGGGAGCUCGUGUGUGGUCCCUUUUGGCGGAAUCCAGUGUGAUACCGGAGAGAAGGAGGAUUCCGUGGACUGGAGAGGGGCAGCCUUUGCCGUGCGUCCCGUCGCAUGGGUGGGAUGUAGGAGUUGGUGUGGACUUGAACCAUCGGUCAGUAAGGCCUGGGUGUCAGCCCGUAAACACCAAGUGGACGGCUCGCGUCCGGGCCGCCGCGAGCCCAGCACCAAUGUCCCCAGGUAGAGGCCUCACCUAGAGUUGGACACCGGAAGCUCAGACCCCACCUUCCCCUGCCAGUGACCACAUUGGCCCGAGACUCGCCAGCCCUGUGGGUGUGCAGCGCACGAGGCCCGGGGCUCGGAGGAAGGAGAGGCUCUGGCCUUUUGCCCUGGGGUCCCGUGGCCGCAGAACCAAACCAGAGGCUGGGACCCCGCCUGCCCUCUGGCCCUUGGGCUUGGCCCCCUCCGCUCCCCUCCCGGCACCCCUGCAGCUCUGAGUCUGGAUGGGGGGGCGGGGAGAAGGUGGGUCUGGGCCUCGGCGCCAUCCCUUUGCAGAGGUGACGGGUUCCCAUGGUGGUCCGGGGCCCCACGGUGUGCUGAGUGACUCAGGCCCCUGCGGGCAGGCUCCCUGUGUUUGUUAUGCGUUCGCUGCUAUUUUUAGUCUCCAGCUCUUUCAACAGAUAAUGAGCGGCCUAAAUAUCUUCAGAGAUUUCACAUCAAAGCUGCUCUGGAUCCGGCACUGGGGCCAGACCCUCCAGGAGCCCCUCCCCAGCCCGUGCUGCCCUGGGAGAGGGGAGCUGCAGCAGCCCACCCGCCCCCUUAGUUUCUGCUUUUGGCACUGGCCCUAAUUUACUUAGAGUGACAUUCCAGAGGUUUCCACCUGCCCGGCCCACAGAGCUCUUAGCCUCCAGGCCACAGACCCAGUGUGGGGGCUGUUCCAGUGCCCUGGCCUGUCCCCUGACUGGGGGGCUGCAGUGAGGAGUACAGCCAGCCCGUCAUGGGUCCUGGGGGCGGGGGGCGACGGACUCACAUAAGGGACCCAGCAGAGGAGCUGCCUCCCCAGGCUGCCCCCUUCUAUAAACCCAGGACCCCGUGUCCACCCCGGGUCUGCAGAGGAUGCCCCCACCCCCGGUGACUGGCGUCCUCGGCCACGGAGGGACACCGCUCUGCUGGGUGUGUGGCCCAUGCUCUGCUGGGUGUGUGACCCAUGCCCCCCUCCCUGCCUGCUCCCAGACUGCGGGCGUUGCCUGCUCCCCGAGCCUGGGGUCCUGGCCUCGGUGUUCGUGGAUUUGUCUUUGUGCCCUAGUGACUCGUCCCCGUUCCUUCCAGCAACUGCUGUGUGUUUCUUGCGGCAACUUGGGGGUGGUCUCUGUGGUUCCCGUGUAGGAUGGUCUGAGAAGUCUUCCGUGUCUCCCUGCCAAGGGGGCCCCUUCCAAGGCUGGCCACACCCUCAGGCAGCGUGGCCUCGGGCAGCGAGGCCUGUGUUCUUGGCUCCAGCGCAGAAGACGGCCUGGCCGGUAGAGCACACGACUCUUGAUCUCAGGGU
Neomonachus schauinslandi (Hawaiian monk seal) is the source of this 6469-nucleotide messenger RNA. It is a transcript of the gene GAK, whose product is annotated as cyclin G associated kinase. The transcript has 28 exons. Gene Ontology annotation, molecular function: AP-2 adaptor complex binding; protein serine/threonine kinase activity; ATP binding. Gene Ontology annotation, cellular component: cytoplasm. The record is from RefSeq and is a predicted model, not a curated record. Bases 94 to 4005 code for a protein of 1303 amino acids. NCBI's taxonomy places the organism in Eukaryota, Metazoa, Chordata, Mammalia, Carnivora, Phocidae. Gene Ontology annotation, biological process: positive regulation of Notch signaling pathway; protein phosphorylation; regulation of clathrin-dependent endocytosis.